AUGACGAGUCUAGACAUCUCCAACAACAAAAUCGAAGGUCAAGUUCCUAGCUGGUUAUGGACUCUACCAUAUUUGGAGCACGUGAAUCUUUCCAACAACACUUUCAUCGGUUUCCAAAGUCUAAAGAAGAAACAAGGACUAUCCUCUGUCCAGAAACCAUCUAUGCGGUACUUGCUUGGCUCCAACAACAACUUCACGGGAAAGAUUCCUUCUUUCAUAUGCGCAUUGAGUUCUUUAAGCGCGCUCGAUUUAUCUAAAAACAACUUGAACGGUUCAAUCCCUCAUUGUUUGGAAAAUCUCAAUAGUACUCUUUCAGAUCUAAACCUUCGGCAGAAUAAUCUUAGUGGAGGUCUUCUAGAGCAUAUAUUUGAAAAUAUGAGGUCGCUUGUUCUCGGUCAUAACCGACUUGUGGGAAAGCUUCCAAGAUCUUUGAAUCGUUUCUCUACUCUUGAAGUUUUGAACGUGGAGAGCAACCGAAUCAAUGACACGUUUCCGUUCUGGUUGGGUUCUCUACAGAAGCUGCAAGUUCUUGCCCUUCGCUCAAAUGCAUUCCAUGGACCAAUACAUCAAGCCUCAUUCCCUCAGUUGCGAAUCAUCGACAUAUCACAUAAUCACUUCGAUGGAACUUUGCCAUCAGAUUACUUUUCGAAGUGGACUGCUAUGUCAUCACUUGGGACCGACGAAGAUCAGUCUUCCCAAAAGUACAUGGGAGAUGAAUCACGCUAUUACCAAGAUUCAAUGGUUUUGAUGAAUAAAGGUGUAGAGAUGGAGCUAGUAUGUAUCUUAAAAAUCUUAACAGCAAUCGACUUUUCUGGAAACAAAUUUGAAGGAGAGAUUCCAAAGUCCAUCGGUCUAUUGAAAGAGCUUCAUGCGCUCAACCUGUCAAACAAUGUACUAAGGGUUUGUCUAUCCCUAUAUAUAUGUAAUGAACGAUUGAAUCAAUAA
Molecule: messenger RNA, 945 nt
Organism: Camelina sativa (false flax)
Lineage: Eukaryota; Viridiplantae; Streptophyta; Magnoliopsida; Brassicales; Brassicaceae
Source: RefSeq, a predicted model, not a curated record